This is a messenger RNA of Salpingoeca rosetta, 357 nucleotides long. RefSeq lists its product as uncharacterized. The coding region runs from base 1 to 357 and encodes 118 amino acids. The record is from RefSeq and is a predicted model, not a curated record. The transcript is spliced from 3 exons. Lineage: Eukaryota; Choanoflagellata; Craspedida; Salpingoecidae.
AUGCGCUCAGCCUGGACGGUUGCUAGUGUUCUUGUGCUCGGUGGCUUCGUGCUUGCGCUGAGCGCUCAGCCUCAGCCAUGUCGUGCCGCCCCACAACAGCAUCCUGCAUUGUGCAGUCAAGUCAAAGGCACGCUGUCGUCCAUUGAGCAGAUCUUCCUGCAUUACAACGUGCCGUUUCUGCCAACAAAUCAGAACGGCACUUCCAACUCUCAGGCCGCCCAAGGCAUCAGGAGACGACACCCCUCACCUCCACGUUCACACGUGAACGCAGACCACCACCAGCACCACCACCAACAACAACAACAACAACAACAACAACAACAACAACAACAACAACAACAACAACAACAACACUAA